AGGAGGAGAACCCAAAACUUCCUUAAACUCACUUCUGCAAUCACACUGUAUCCAAAGCGCAUUUAAAGUCGGAUCCAGAAGUUAAGCAGGUUCAGAUAUGUCUGGAGUGGCGUUAACUUUGGCUAAGAAGCGAGCCCGGGCUGCGGGUUUCGGCACCAACGCGAACGCCAACAAAUACCUGAACCAGGAUUACGAGGCGAUCAGAAGUCAGUGCAAAAGUCAAGGGCAGCUUUUCUGUGAUCCUUUAUUUCCAGCUGCGCCAGAGACCCUGGGCUUUAAAGAACUUGGACCAAAUUCCUCCAAGGUCAGAGGAGUGCAAUGGAAAAGACCUGGGGAGUUGUGCUCCAGACCUCAGUUCAUUACCGGAGGAGCUACAAGGACUGAUAUUUGCCAAGGAGCCCUGGGGGACUGCUGGCUCUUGGCAGCCAUCGCCUCUCUGACGUUGAACGAAGAUGUGAUGGCCAGGGUGGUCCCCAGCGGCCAGGAUUUUGGCGCAGGCUAUGCUGGAGUCUUCCACUUUCAGUUCUGGCAGUUUGGUGAGUGGGUGGAUGUCGUCAUUGACGAUCGGCUACCCGUGAAGGAUGGGAAGCUGAUGUUUGUCCAUUCAGAAGAAGGCAGCGAGUUUUGGAGCGCCCUCCUGGAAAAGGCCUACGCUAAAGUGAACGGCUCAUACGAGGCUCUGUCCGGAGGCUCCACCACCGAGGGCUUUGAGGAUUUUACUGGUGGAAUUGCCGAGCAGUAUGAGCUGAGGAGCGCGCCGGCGAACAUAUUCCAGAUUAUUCAGAAUGCUCUGGCGUCUGGAGCUCUGCUUGGCUGCUCUAUAGAUAUCACGAGUGCUGCUGAUUCAGAGGCCAUCACUCGGCAGAAGCUGGUGAAGGGACACGCCUACUCACUGACAGGGGCUGUCGAGGUUAAUACCAGUAGAGGUCCGGAGAAGCUGGUGCGCAUGAGGAACCCGUGGGGUCAGGUGGAGUGGACUGGACCCUGGAGUGAUGGCUCAUCCGAGUGGAACUCUGUGAAUCCUUCGGAGCGCCCGAACAACAACGCUGAAGACGGAGAGUUUUGGAUGUCGUUUUCUGACUUCCAGCGGAAUUACUCACGUAUCGAGAUCUGCACCCUGACCCCCGACGCCAUCUCCAGCAGCCAGGUUAAACCAUGGAGUGUGAAAAAUUAUAGUGGAACCUGGAGGAGGGGCUCCACCGCUGGAGGAUGCAGGAAUAAUGCUCACACGUUCUGGAUGAACCCGCAAUUCGUUAUCAAGGUGAACGAAGAGGACGACGACCCGAACGACAACGAGCAGGGCUGCAGCCUUGUAGUGGGUCUGAUCCAGAAGAACCGACGCCGGUUAAGAAAGGAUGGCGAGGACAUGCACACCAUCGGCUACGCCAUCUACGAGGUGCCUUCACAGUUCAAGGGCCAGACAAACCUGCACCUGGAUAAGAACUUUUUCCUGACGCACGCACAGAAAGCUCGCUCUGAGACCUUCGUCAACCUGCGUGAGGUCAGCACACGCUUCAAGCUGCCUGCUGGCGAAUACCUGGUCGUGCCUUCCACCUUCGAGCCUAAUAAGGAUGGUGACUUCUGCCUGCGUGUCUUCUCUGAGAAGCAGACCGAAACAGAGCGUUGCGAUGAUCCUGUCGAUGCUAAAUUAGUAGACGAAACCGUGUCAGACAGUGAAGUAGAUUCGAACUUCAGGAGCCUGUUUAUGAAACUGGCAGGAACUGACAUGGAGAUCUCUGCCGCAGAGCUCAAAACGAUCAUGAACAAAGUAGUCGGCAAACGAACGGACAUUAAGACAGACGGUUUCUCCCUGGACACGUGUCGCACCAUGGUCAACCUCAUGGAUGACUCCGGCAACGGGAAGCUUGGUCUGGGCGAGUUCGCCACGUUGUGGAAGAAAGUGCAGAGAUACAUGGAUAUCUAUAAACAAAACGACAUGGAUGGCUCUGGGAAUAUAAGCACACCAGAGUUUCGUGGGGCACUGGGAAAAGCUGGAUUCACUCUGAAUGAUACCAUCUUUCAGCUUUUGGUGAACCGCUUCGCUGAUACUAACCUCACCAUUGACUUUGAUGACUUUGUGUCCUGCAUUAUGCGGUUGGAGCUGAUGUUCCGAGUUUUCCGUAAAAUGGAUCCACACAACACCGGUUCCUUAGAGAUGAACUUUGAAAUGUGGCUGUAUUUAACUAUGAUUUAAACAGCACCAGCCUGAGCACCAAGCUAAGAGUCCAAUACUUGCAUUAUUGGCAGGCAGUGUGGAUAAGGACUUAUAAACGUUUUUUAUCAGUAAUUAUAGUUGUAACAAUUAAAAGUGGGGAAAAAAGAAAUAAUUUUUUUUUUUUUACAUUACUAUUGUUAAAUUUUUUGAUUUUUUUACAGCCAAAGACAAGUUUGUGUUACCUUGGAAGAGACAACGGCUAAUAUAUAAAGUUUUAAUAUAGAACAAUA
This is a messenger RNA of Tachysurus fulvidraco (yellow catfish), 2445 nucleotides long. Its product is annotated as calpain-2 catalytic subunit-like. Gene Ontology annotation, cellular component: cytoplasm. The record is from RefSeq and is a predicted model, not a curated record. The transcript has 21 exons. Lineage: Eukaryota; Metazoa; Chordata; Actinopteri; Siluriformes; Bagridae. Gene Ontology annotation, biological process: proteolysis. Bases 98 to 2194 code for a protein of 698 amino acids. Gene Ontology annotation, molecular function: calcium ion binding; calcium-dependent cysteine-type endopeptidase activity.